GCAGACGCAGACGAUUCGUUCAGCUGGACCCUUGUGUAAUACUGCGGAGUUAGCUCGUCAAGGUACUAGCUAGCUGCCCGUCUUUACUACCCCUUUAUAAUCUCUCGAGCGUCUUGACUACUUGAGUCUUGAGGAGCUUCGCGUGUAAAGCCCCGUAGUGCAUUCAGUCCUUCCCCACGAGAAUCGCCCGUAAGAGCUCGGCCGACGCCAUGGCGGCGGCGGUUCCGGAGGUGGCCCUGCGGCACGGCAACGCGACGAGGCCCAUGCCGGCGGCCGGCAUGGGCACGGCGGAGUUCCCGGUCGUGCCGGAGAGGACCAGGGGCGCCGUGCUGGCGGCGCUCGAGGUGGGCUUCCGCCACUUCGACACCGCCGUGCUGUACGGCACGGAGGCGGCGCUCGGCGACGCCCUCGUGGAGGCGGCGCGGCGCGGGCUCCUGGCGUCCCGGGAGGAGGCGUUCGUCACGUCCAAGCUGUGGUGCACCCAGUGCCACGCGGACCUCGUGCUCCCGUCCCUUCGCGAAAGCCUACGGAACCUGCAAAUGGAGUAUGUCGACCUGUACCUGAUCCACUGGCCGAUCAGCGUGAAGCCUGGGCCAAUCGUGCUCCAGGCAAAGAAAGAGGACGCCGUGCCGUUCGACUUCGAGGGCGUGUGGCGGGCAAUGGAGGAGUGCCACCGGCUUGGCCUCGCCAAGGCCAUCGGCGUCAGCAACUUCACCACCAAGCACCUCGACAACUUGCUAGCAGUGGCCACCAUCCCCCCUGCCGUAAACCAGGUAGAGAUGAACCCGGUUUGGCAACAGAAGACGUUGAGGGAGUAUUGCGCCAAGAAGGGUAUCCAUGUCACAGCGUACUCCCCGCUAGGAGGGCAGAACUGGAGAGGCGACAACAACAACGUGAUGGAAUCCCCCGUGCUCGCGGAGAUUGCCCGAGCUAGAGGCAAGAGUGUCGCACAGGUGUCAUUGAGAUGGAUUUACGAGCAAGGAGUGACCCCCAUCGUCAAGAGCUACAACAAGGAGAGGCUGAAACAAAACCUUGAGAUCUUCGACUGGGAGCUGACAGAGGACGACCAUCGCAAGAUCAACCAGAUCCCGCAGAAGAAGAUUGUGACCGCUGCAUUGUUGUUCUCUCCGGGCGGUGAAUUCACGUCGAUUGAUUUUUCAGACAUCGAAAUUGUUGAGGAAUAGGUGGUGGGCUACCGCCACUUCGACACCGCCGCCCUGUACGGCACGGAGGCGCCGCUCGGCGAGGCCGUGGCCGAGGCGGUGCGGCGUGGGGUCGUCGCGUCCCGCGAGGAGGUGUUCGUGACCACCAAGGUGUGGUGCACCAAGUGCCACCCGGACCUCGUGCUUCCCUCCCUCCAGGAAAGCCUACGCAACCUGCAAAUGGAGUACGUGGACCUGUACUUGGUCCACAUGCCGAUCAGCCUGAAGCCCGAGGCAUCAGGGUUCCCGCUGAAGAAAGAGGACGUCGUGCCGUUCGACUUCGAGGGCGUGUGGCGGGCAAUGGAGGAGUGCCACCGGCUGGGCCUCGCCAAGGCCAUCGGCGUCAGCAACUUCACCACCAAACACCUCGACAAGCUGCUUGCAGAGGUCACUAUACCUUGGUUUGAUCUGCGGGUAGAGAUGAGCCCAGUCUGGCGGCAGAGGACUGUGAGGGAGUACUGUGCCACGAAGGGCAUCCACGUCACGGCCUACUCCCCGCUGGGCGGGCAGAACUGGGGAGGCCACGGCAACGACGUGAUGGGAUCCCCGGUGCUCGCGGAGAUCGCUGAGGCUAGAGGCAAGAGCAUCGCGCAGGUGUCAUUGAGAUGGAUUUAUGAGCAAGGAGUGACCCCAAUCGCCAAGAGCUACAAUAAGGAGAGGCUGAAACAAAACCUUGAGAUCUUCGACUGGGAGCUGACCGAGGAAGACCAUCUGAAGAUCAGCCAAAUCCACAGAAGAAGAUUUCAUCUGCAGAAUUGCUUUCUCCGAAUGGUGAGUUCACAUCAGUUGAUCUUUCGGACAUUGAAAUUGUGGAGGAGUAGGUGGUGAAGAUG
Messenger RNA from Oryza brachyantha (malo sina), 2035 nucleotides. Its product is annotated as non-functional NADPH-dependent codeinone reductase 2-like. Gene Ontology annotation, cellular component: cytosol. The transcript has 8 exons. NCBI's taxonomy places the organism in Eukaryota, Viridiplantae, Streptophyta, Magnoliopsida, Poales, Poaceae. The record is from RefSeq and is a predicted model, not a curated record. Gene Ontology annotation, molecular function: aldose reductase (NADPH) activity.